ACAAAAUGUAUCAAUAGUAUCCCAAUAUUUUGUCCAUCCUAUAUGUUUGUCUCCACUCCUCAUACUAACGGUAACCCACAACCACUCGCCCACGCGCCACCACUUUUCACCCAAAAUCUCGCCGGAAAAACAAGAUCCAACACAUACCCACAAACCCAAUUACUAUAAAGUUCCAUAAAGAUCCAAACUUUAUAUAUGAAUCGACCCACAAAUGGGUGGAGUGACGUCAUCGAUCGCCGCUAAGUUCGCAUUCUUCCCACCCACUCCGCCGUCGUACACGGUGGCAGAAGACGGCGGCGGGCAGCUGUGUAUCCCAGAAGUUCCCCGGAGAGAUGGGGUUGAGGUGUUGAAGCUUAGAACUAAAAGGGGAAAUGAUAUAGUGACUGUACAUAUUAAACAUCCUAAAGCUUCUGCUACACUGUUGUAUUCUCAUGGAAAUGCGGCUGAUUUGGGGCAGAUGUUUGAGCUUUUUGUGGAACUGAGCCUUCGUCUGAGGGUUAAUCUUGUUGGCUACGACUACUCUGGCUAUGGGCAAUCGACGGGAAAGCCAUCAGAGUGUAAUACGUAUGCAGACGUUGAUGCGGUAUACAAAUGCCUCAAGGAGAAAUACGGUGUCAAAGAUGAUCAACUAAUCUUAUACGGUCAAUCCGUCGGUAGUGGGCCCACCAUUGAUCUUGCAUCGCGUGUGCCCGACUUACGAGGUGUGGUUCUACACAGUCCAAUCCUCUCGGGCCUAAGGGUGUUACACCCCGUCAAACGAACCUAUUGGUUCGAUAUAUACAAGAAUAUCGAGAAAAUCAGUUUAGUGAACUGCCCUGUUCUCGUCAUUCACGGGACGUCCGACGAAGUAGUUGAUCAUUCGCACGGUAAACAGCUAUGGGAGCUUUGCAAGAACAAAUACGAACCGUUGUGGCUUACGGGCGGCGGUCAUUGCAACCUCGAGUUCUAUCCCGAGUUCAUACGACACUUGAAAAAGUUCGUUUUGGCACUUGGGAAGUCAAAACGGGCCACAAACGGGCCAAAAGACACGGCAACAGAUGUUGAGAAUCCAAAGAAACCAUCCGAAACCGGAACCACUGGUCCUGCUGACACAUUAGAGUUGCGGCCUGAGCUUCCGGAAGUUUCUAGAAAUAGUUUAGACAGUAGACUCGAGAAGUCAAAGAAGUCAAACAAACCUGAGAAGUCUCGAAUGAGUGUCGACAUAUUUAGAAGAAAAAAGGGGUUGGUGUGGUGAUAUUCGUAUAAGAAAGGUAACUUGUUACGCAAGUUUUCACCCGUUAUGGAUGUCCGGUUAUGAAAGUAAGUAUUGUUUCAUAUUUAGUUUUACUGUUGUUUAAAAGCAUUUGUAUGUUAUAGAACAUAGCUCUCAAGCCAGAUUGUUUUUUAUUUUAUUUUAUUUAUCUUUGAUUUUUGUUUCACUUUUAUUUCACCAUGUAAAAUGAAUAUUAUAUUGUAACAUGGAGAUGGAUUGGUGUUGAAGUAA
Helianthus annuus (common sunflower) is the source of this 1483-nucleotide messenger RNA. RefSeq names its product alpha/beta hydrolase domain-containing protein 17C. The transcript has 5 exons. The coding region runs from base 212 to 1234 and encodes 340 amino acids. NCBI's taxonomy places the organism in Eukaryota, Viridiplantae, Streptophyta, Magnoliopsida, Asterales, Asteraceae. The record is from RefSeq and is a predicted model, not a curated record.